UCCCUCCCCCUCCCCGCGGCCGCGCGGCGUCGCUCUCCGGGCAUUUGAACCGCGCUUCCGCCAUCUUCCCAGCGCCCAGUCACUGCGCGGAGCGGCGCUGAGAAGAGCCUCGCGGAAGACCCAGCAUGGCCGCCCAAGGAGAGCCCCAAGUGCAGUUUAAGCUUGUCCUGGUUGGUGAUGGUGGCACUGGUAAAACAACAUUUGUAAAACGUCAUUUGACUGGUGAAUUUGAGAAGAAGUAUGUAGCAACGCUGGGUGUUGAAGUUCAUCCUCUGGUGUUCCAUACUAACAGAGGCCCUAUUAAAUUUAAUGUAUGGGACACAGCUGGCCAGGAGAAGUUUGGUGGUCUGCGAGAUGGCUAUUACAUUCAAGCCCAGUGUGCCAUCAUAAUGUUUGAUGUAACAUCAAGAGUUACUUACAAGAAUGUACCUAACUGGCAUAGAGACCUGGUACGGGUAUGUGAAAACAUCCCUAUAGUGCUCUGCGGCAACAAAGUGGAUAUUAAGGACAGAAAAGUCAAGGCAAAAUCUAUUGUCUUCCACAGGAAGAAGAAUCUCCAGUAUUAUGACAUUUCAGCUAAGAGUAACUACAACUUUGAGAAGCCUUUCCUCUGGCUUGCUAGGAAGCUAAUUGGAGAUCCCAACUUGGAGUUCGUUGCCAUGCCUGCUCUUGCGCCACCUGAAGUUGUUAUGGACCCAGCGCUGGCAGCACAGUAUGAGCAAGACUUACAGAUUGCUCAAACCACUGCACUGCCAGAUGAAGAUGAUGACCUGUGAGGGAUGAAGCUGGAGCCCAGCGUCAGAAGUCUAGUUUUAUAGGCAACUGUCCUGUGAUGUCAGUGGUGCAGCGUGUUUGCCACUUUAUUAUCUAGCUGAGCAGAACAUGUGCUUAAUCUUUGGGAUGCUGAAAGAGAUGAAUGGGCUUCGGAGUGAAUGUGGCAGUUUAAAAAACAAACAAAACAAAACCAAAACUUCAUAUUUUGGACCUGCAUAUUUAGCUGUUUUUUGGACUGCAAUUACUUCCCCUUUUGAGUUUCAAAUAUAAGACUGCUGCAGUCACACAGAGUGUUAAGUGGUAAAUCUUGUUUCUGUCAUUCCCAUUCUUUUUUUUUUUUGUUUAGAUAAUAAAGUUGUAUUUCAAAUAUCUCUAAGCAAGUGAAUUCUCAUGCAUUGUUAGAAAACUAUUUGAAGUGUCUUCUCUUCUUCAGUUAAAACUAAUCCUUGCUUGCCUACUGCACUUCUAACUCUAUUUCCUUUCUCUACGUUAUGCUCCUGUUACUAAAUCAAAGCUAACAGUUAACCUUCCAUUGAUUUCCUUAUGCAUAUAAUUAAAGCAUCUGAGCAAAGCUGAACUAACUGCCAGGUAAAACUAAAGCAGUGAACACUUGAGUGGUAAGUGGCAAGAUGACCAGAUAAGCAUAAAUUGACCCACGUGAGUGGGAAUGUUAGGGCUGUAGGGUGACCUGGGAGUGAAGCAUAGUUCAGUUUGCAUAUGCUACUUUCAGAUAUGGUGUCUCAACUUUAUAACUUCCAAUUGUAUCUUUUCCAACAUGCCUUCAUGGAGCUCUGUGUUGUUUCUUUUUAGUAGCCAGUAACAAAUGGCAGCUAGGUUUGUUAGAUGUCUAAAAGCUGUAUCUUUGCAUGGAACAUCAUUCAGUAGAGCUAUAGUUGAUAAAACUCUCUAAGCAUCGUAAAACUCACUAACUAGAAAACAGCUGUAGAUGAGCUAUAAAAAGCUCUUGGCUACAGAAAAGCAUAUUAACAAAAGCCACAUAUAUAUAAAUAUCUAGACUUUAUUGUAACUGCACCAGGUUCUUAAUUUGAAACUCUAGCUUAUUACAGCACAACUGGUGGAAAAUGUCUACUUUUAACACUAUCUUGUAGAAAUUAAUCUUGGUCAAUAUUAGUACUGCUAGUAAACAAAACUAAGUUUAAGAUACCAUUUUUCAGUAGUGUUUGAGUACAUGAAGCCUUGAACUCUUCAGUUUUGUAUUUUUGGUUUCUUAAUAAAGUGGAGCAUUUCAUUUA
This is a messenger RNA of Oxyura jamaicensis (ruddy duck), 2027 nucleotides long. It is a transcript of the gene RAN, whose product is annotated as RAN, member RAS oncogene family. Gene Ontology annotation, biological process: ribosomal subunit export from nucleus; protein import into nucleus. Gene Ontology annotation, cellular component: nucleus; cytoplasm. Lineage: Eukaryota; Metazoa; Chordata; Aves; Anseriformes; Anatidae. The coding region runs from base 126 to 776 and encodes 216 amino acids. The record is from RefSeq and is a predicted model, not a curated record. Gene Ontology annotation, molecular function: GTP binding; GTPase activity. The transcript is spliced from 7 exons.